CGCUCGCAAUGUUAGCGCCAGUGUCACACGGGUGCAUACCACGCUCGCUCCUGCGAACGAUCGCGCUGCUCGAUGGCACCGAAGAAGCAUCGUUUGUAGGCACAGACACGCAUGACUCGAUUGCCGUGUGGUCUAUCACGAGCGACUUCUGCGACCGUACCAGUAGCGUCAACGAACCGUGGACCCAUUGCGACAUGUUGCCAGGGGGGCUGCGAGUGCUCGGUCCGGUCGUGAUAGUUCAUGCGGAUGCAUCGAAGCAGGAUAUAUUCGAGAAAGUCGACGCAAAGGUACAACAUCGGCUUGGCAACACGACGAAGGAUGGCACGCCACGUCCGAUGUACGUGCUAGUGCACGAGCGCGGGUCACGUCAAGUCCAAGUGUACUUGCCGCCGUCAUCUAGUAGUAUCCAUGACGCCACGACAUCAUGGAACUCCAUGACGUUGGACAACAUAACCGACGACGGCGACGACGACCCGACUGCGUUUCUCUCUAGCAUCGACUACACCAUGCUUCGAUGUUCCUUCACGACAUCGCUCUCAUCACACCACCUCCAUCGACGUUACCGUCGCCACCACCCUCGCAUGACGACUUGUUUGUGACAGCGCUUGAGACAUUUCGACAAACGAUGCAGGAUCCAUCCCGAAGCUUCUUUCAACUGCCUACGCUGUCGUCGUCGUGCCAAUUCAUACUCGCCAUCUCUGGCGACGUCGUUCACGGCAAACUUCUGUCCAACGACACUUCAAAUGGACGGCUGUCGUUGCGCGACGUGUUGCCUGCCUACCACGAGCGAACGCACGGAGGCGGCGCGCCGUACAGGUCGUCGCACCAUCCCGUGACCAUACAUCGCGCCAUGUCGUCGUCUGCUGCUGGAGCCCCAGUAUGGACUGCCCAUGCCCCAGGAGCCCAAUUUGAGACGGUGGACGUGGCGUUCGAUGUGGUGGUGUGUGUACCAUGGGAGCUGUCGGUCGCUGCAGCACUGGCGACGCUUAUCGCACACCUACAUUUGCAGAUUAACCGCGUCCAGCACGUUGCAAAACUCCAACCUUCGCCUUCAUCCCAGCAAGACACCGUUCGACAUAACUCGGCAUCGUUCGCGCUCGUCCAGUACCCGCUGCAUGGAGGCGCCGCGCAUCCCAUCGGGCUGUGGACUCGCAACGGCCUCCACUUGGCCGAGUGUGAACGCCAGCACCUGCAUGCGAUGUGGUUUCAACCGACGACACAGUGUCUCUUUCGACCGCGCUGCCAAUGGGUGGACAGCCCAUCAUUGGGACAUUUGGUGAAUGUGCACGUUGGCAUUCCUGUGCCAGAACACGUGAGCACGUUUAGCCUUGUCCAAGGCAAAGUCGAAUAUUACCACUACAAUCACAACGGUGUCCAGGACAAGGGAUGGGGAUGUGCGUACCGGUCGUUGCAAUCGCUGGCGUCGUGGCUGUGGUGGAAUCACUACACUGAGCUUCCCGUGCCAAGUCAUCGUGACAUCCAAGACAGUUUGGUGCGCAUGGGCGACAAGCCGCCGCAGUUUGCUGGUUCGAAAGCCUGGAUUGGGUCUGUUGAAGUGGGGUUUGUGUUGGACGCCCGAUACAAUGUCAGCUGCCGCACCAUCCACUGCGCCAGUGGCCGCGACCUACCCUUGCAUGCGUCGACUUUGAUCGAGCACUUCGACACCCAUGGAACGCCAGUCAUGAUGGGCGGGGCCUCGCUGGCGUUCACCGUGGUGGGCGUAGCCUCCAGCGCCCAAGCUACCGACAUGUGGCUGUUGAUCUUGGAUCCGCAUUACUGUGGCCCAGAUAGCGACGUUCGAGCGCUCCAAACCAAGGUGGUCGCCAUGGAAGGGUACAAAGCGUUGCCGGUGGGCUGGCGGCGAGCAUCUUCCUUCUCUGCUUCUACUUUUUUCAAUCUUUGCCUCCCGCAGCGCCCGGUGUCCGUACUGUAGCGGUGUACACGAGGCAACUCACAGCGGACAGCAACACCAGCAUACUGUCUGUAGUGAUUGACCCGAGCGGAGAUGCAUAGUAAUGCAAUAUAUACUAAAAGCCAACUAUCAGAUCAAACACAUUGAUUAUAUAUAUUUC
Messenger RNA from Aphanomyces astaci, 2072 nucleotides. RefSeq lists its product as hypothetical. The transcript is spliced from 11 exons. The record is from RefSeq and is a predicted model, not a curated record. Lineage: Eukaryota; Oomycota; Saprolegniomycetes; Saprolegniales; Verrucalvaceae. Bases 515 to 1933 code for a protein of 472 amino acids.